CCUUUUCUAUUUCCGACAAGUCAUCGGAAGAUUACCAGAUGUUGACCGACUCAACCGACUGUUUGCAUUUGAAAUUAUUGUUAGAAAUGGUUGGAAAUGAAUUAGAAAAAUGUGUCUGAGCUUUUUUGUGCUCUCAUUUUCUUCGAAGUGAUGUUGAAAGUCCGAUUAUUCAUUUAAUAGCAUGCAUACUUUCAGUGAAUUCAAAGUCAUCGAGCAUAAAAAUUUCUGAUGAUGACUGAUAACAUUUUCGUGCUAGUCUGGUUAUACGCGUCUUUUAAAAUAUUUUAAUGGUUUUUUCCGUUGAUCCUUGAUCAAUCGUCUUCGUCGAAAAGUGUUCUAAAGUAUUAACGAGAAUAUUUUUACCGCACUAUCUCAACUUGCGCUAUUCAUGCGAUGGAUGUUUCAAAUAUAGAUACGAUCUUACUACUUGAUGUAGUAGAAAAAGAACUCCCUCUACGUUGGGAUGAUUUAAUGAAAAAGUGCAAGUCGGUUGAAGAAUCGCUGAAAGAUGUAAACACCGAAAAAGAACAUCUAAAAUUCAAGUUGUCGUUUACUCAAGAACGAACAUUACAAUUAGAAAAGGAAAAACAAGCAUUAGCGUUGACGCUAAAAGAAUUGCAUCAAGAAUUGCAGAACACUUCUCUCUUCAAGAUUAUGAGUAAACUUCAAUCUGAUAUCGUGAUUCCAUUAGCUCAUGCAUCUGAUUCUACCGGAAUAGUACAGAGUGUCAAAGAUGAGGAUGAAGACUCGUGUUCAAAUGCUGGAUCAACUGAACAAGUUGCUAGUCAACAAAACUCUUCAUUUGCCAAUAAUGAUACGCCUUCUAUGGAAGUCGAUGUUAGCUCAGUACUUGAUACAUCUGCGAGUUCAGUUCAAAAAACGCAGAAUUCGGACAUCACGUAUCCUCAGUAUGAUAGUUAUGAGAACGACGAGCAGUUUUCUGAAACUAAUAGCGAUAUUGAGCUUGUUUUGAGCGAUGAUGAGCCCCCUUUAUCGGAAAAGGUACUGUCAGUCGACUUGGAGAGAUUUCAUUUACCAAAGAAUGCAGUAGACGUUGGCGUUUCCCUCGAUUCGUCAGAUUCACAUAAUCAAGAAUUGAGUUCAUGUGAUAUUUGCGAUAAAAGUUUUUUAUUUCCCGUGAAUUUCAAAAAUCAUAUGAAGGAAAUUCAUAAUAAAACCGCGGAGAAAAGCUCGUCUGAUCACAGUUCACAUUCUGAUUCUGAUGACUCAGUGGAAACUUUUAAAACAUGCAUUGUUUGUGAUGAAAUUUUCGCAGCGAAGGUUGAUUUAGAUCAGCAUAUGAAGCAAGUUCAUCCUAAUCAAUUUAAAGUUGUGCAAAUGCUCAAUGUUGAUUUUCGUAAAAAACCGAAAAUACUUCCAAGACUGCGAUCAAGAUCGAAAGAAAAAUCUCAGAUUUCAUCUGAUUUGCCUUCUUGCUCGAAAAUUGACCAUACAAUUCGAAAAAAACGUAGUGUCAAGAGUAAUUUAAAAAAGAAUAAAAUCAAAAAAAUCAAAAAAAUAAAGCAGGCAUCUUCAGAAACUGUCACUAAAAAUGAUCCGAGGUGUGAUAUCGUUCCGAAGAAACCAGAAAAAAAUUCUCCUGAACCUAAAUCUGAUCAGCCAUCUAACAAAAAAAAAUCCCCCUGCUACAUUUGCAGUAUUUGUAGUGAAGAUUUCAAAACUGGCUUGCAGUUGAACUGUCAUUUAAGAUAUUGUCAUGCUGAUGAUAGAAGAAUUCUAAAGUGCGACCAUUGCAUUUUUGUCUCGCAGGCAUUCGCUUCGAUGAAAAAUCACGUCAAAAAACAUCACGAGACAACUAAAAAAUAAUAUGCUCAACUCAAAAGUUGUCUUAUUAAUUGUUUGUUGUCCACAUAAACGCACUUGUAUGUAAAUACACGUGUUUUGCUCUAUAGGUACAUGAGAUAAAAUUCUGCUCAAAGGAUAAUAUCGAAUUUUAGUUCUUAUCUUGUGUAGAAAGACCAUAAAUGUCCAAUAUUAUCUUGAUUCGUAAACGUGUUCUGCAAAAAAAUCACAGUGAUGAACUGAUGACCAAAGCAUUUGAUAUAUUUUUAACUGGUUUAAAUUUUUUGCGAAGUUAUCUAGUAUUAAAUGUUAUUUUGAUUA
Planococcus citri (citrus mealybug) is the source of this 2124-nucleotide messenger RNA. Its product is annotated as histone-lysine N-methyltransferase PRDM9-like. Lineage: Eukaryota; Metazoa; Arthropoda; Insecta; Hemiptera; Pseudococcidae. The record is from RefSeq and is a predicted model, not a curated record. The coding region runs from base 394 to 1827 and encodes 477 amino acids. Gene Ontology annotation, molecular function: RNA polymerase II cis-regulatory region sequence-specific DNA binding; DNA-binding transcription factor activity, RNA polymerase II-specific. The transcript has 6 exons.